AUGCUGUUCCCGAGACUCCUUGGUGAAUAUGAUCAGAAUAAUCAACUCGGGCACUACAGUGUUUAUACUGGGAAAGUCGUACCUGGCGAGUUGGCGACUGACAGUGGCUUUUGGGAUGCUUACAGGACGGUUUACCUCUGGUUAAGUGUUGCCGCUCCGGACAUUCUAGAUCGUCUUUUAGAGGGGUGGGUGAAUGCCUAUAAGGAAGCUGGCUGGUUACCGACGUGGGCGUCACCUGGCCAGAGGGGCUCUAUGGUUGGCACUAUGGGGGAUGUGGUUUUUGGUUGGGCGAUAAUUGCCAACAAGACGCCGCAUUUGGCUGAUGAUAUGUACGCGGCCAUCCGGAAAGAUGCUUUUGUGGAACGUCCUAAGAACUCGCAGUUUGGAAGAGAAGGACUUAGCGCGUACUCCGACCGAGGAUACAUUCCGGUUAAAUCAAAUGUGUCCGAGGUCGUAUCGAGAGGCCUCAAUUUCGCCGAGGCCGACUCUGUGAUUGCAGCAGCAGCGUCCAAACUAGGACACUAUUCUGAUGCUAGCGUUCUCUAUGGCAGAGCUCAGAAUGCCCUGGAGAAGUCCUUCAACACUGAGAGCAAAUUGUUCGAGCCGCUCGAAGCUAGCGGGAACUGGAUCUCUCCGUUCGACCCAUCAUUGUGGUCAGAUGAGUUCUUUACUGAGGCUUCAGCGCGCCAGUAUCGCUUCUAUGCGCCUUUCAAUGUGGAUUUCCUCAUCACGAAGUAUAGUGGCCGAGAAGCACUCUGCGAGCACUUGGAAAAUCACUUCAGUGAACAGGUGUGUCCAGUUUACACAAGCGGUAAUUUUGGUUUACUCCACGAAGAAACCGAGUUGGGACUUACGAGCGAAGAUUUUGGUCAAUAUGGUCACAAUAACCAGCCGUCCCAUCACGUUUUGGGUAUCGCUGUCGCCGCUCAGUGUUUCCACGUCGCUGAUAAGUACAUGGAAAAAGUUCUGACGGAGCUAUAUACUCCUGAUGGAUGGUCCGGUGAUGAAGACAACGGUGAGAUGGCGGCUUGGUAUAUGCUUAACUCUUUGGGUUUCUACAUGAUUGAUUUUGCCAAGGACGAAUUACUGUUGUUCGCUCCCUUGGUAAAGGGAAACUACACAAUAUCAUUGCUAGGCGAGAAGACAGCAGUUCGGGUUGAGAACGUCGAUCUAAGCGGUGGGCACGCGAGUAGCCGUCCGUAUGUGUGUGAAGUACAUUGGUACCCGUUGCGUGGCAAUAUCAAUGCUGCUGAGCUCGAGCUGGAUUCGGCCAGAUCUGUUCGUGGGUUGACGAGAAGACCUGAGCCUGUUGAUUAUGUUGUCCUUGAAACUCGUCGACUGGCUCGUACUGACUUCGUUAAAGGUGGACGUUUGGUCUAUUUCACUAGUGCAUCACGUUGUUGA
Messenger RNA from Perkinsus marinus ATCC 50983, 1404 nucleotides. RefSeq lists its product as hypothetical. The record is from RefSeq and is a predicted model, not a curated record. NCBI's taxonomy places the organism in Eukaryota, Perkinsozoa, Perkinsida, Perkinsidae. Gene Ontology annotation, cellular component: cytosol; nucleus. Gene Ontology annotation, biological process: glycoprotein catabolic process; carbohydrate metabolic process; protein deglycosylation. Gene Ontology annotation, molecular function: peptide-N4-(N-acetyl-beta-glucosaminyl)asparagine amidase activity. The transcript has 3 exons. The coding region runs from base 1 to 1404 and encodes 467 amino acids.